Molecule: messenger RNA, 2100 nt
Organism: Helianthus annuus (common sunflower)
Lineage: Eukaryota; Viridiplantae; Streptophyta; Magnoliopsida; Asterales; Asteraceae
Product: protein OCTOPUS
Exons: 1
Coding region: 223-1917 (564 amino acids)
Source: RefSeq, a predicted model, not a curated record
AUGGCGGGUGGGGUUUAUCAAGGGUUUCUCUGCUAAAUUCACUCAGUACCCCUUUUUGUCAUCACCCUCUCUCUCUCUCUCUCUCUCUCUCUCUCUCUCUGUAAUCUGUACAAAUUACUGCAUUUACUCUGCAACAGUUUCUCACAGAAACCCCUUAAUUAUGCAACAUUUCUCUGCCGUUACACAUAUCUCUGCCGUUACACACCACCACAACUUCCGUCAAUGAUGCCGCACCCCCAACACCGUACCGUCACCAAAAACCGUACACGCACUCGCCGUUUCUACGCCUGUCACCGUCACCCUAACCAACCUGUAACAGGCUUCUGUGCAUUAUGCUUACGAGAUCGUCUAGCCGGUCUAGAAGAUUCUUCUUCUUCGUCGGCCCCGGCGCCGGAGUUUCGCCGGAGCAAAUCUGUUGCCGGUGAGAUAUGUAAGGAUGUGAGUGAUUUUUCUGUGGAUUUACGGAGAAAUUCGUGUGAUGUUAGGGUUAGGGCUCGUAAUACUCUAUCUGAUCUGUUUGCUGUUCAUGAUUCGGUGAAAUUGAAGGUGAUAGAUCGUGUUGCGAGUGUUGAAUCGGUGAAAUUAGGGUUUGUGAGCAAGGAAUGUGGUGAAAUUAGGGUUUUGGAUGAUGAUGAUCGUGAAAUUAGGGUUUCGGAUGAUGUAAUUGUGCACGAUGAUUGUGAAAUUAGGGUUUCGAAUGAUGUAAUUGAGUUGAAUCAUGAAAUUAGGGUUUCUGAUGAUGAUGAGGUUACACAAGGGGAUCUGAAGACGAUGAAGGAGAUAAUUGAGAUGGAAUUGAAGAACAAUAAGAGGAAUUUACGUUCGGUUUUUGGUCAGAAGUUGCGAAAAUGGCGAAAAAAGCAGAAGGAAAAGAAGCAAAGUAGAUGUAUCAAUGGGGGAAUUGAGUCAACGAGGUCAAAAUUAGGGCAGUUAUCGAAAAUUAGGGAUACUCAAUCUGAGGUAGGAGAUUAUGGAUUUGGUAGAAGAUCUUGCGAUACGGAACCUAGGUUUUCAAUCGAUGCACAUAGGUUGUCUGUUGAAGAUCCACGGUUUUCGUUAGAUGAACAUCGAGCCUCUUGGGAUGGGUACAUGAUUGCGAGAACGAUUCCUCGGCUUACACCGAUGCUCCCGGUUGUUGAUAACAUGAUGUUAGGUCCGGUAAACAAGGGUACAAAUGCUACCACAAUGGAGAACCUGAACCUGAACCUGCAAAUGCACUCGAUAAGUGAAGACGGUGCUAGUUCUGGUGGUUCGGCCCAGUCAAAUUCAGAUUGUUGUUCUAGUUCGAACAGAGGAAGCAGUUCGAGUUCGAUGAUGAGUUCCAGUACUAAAGCAGCAGGGUUUGGUUGUGAUGAUGUGAAAUCUGCUUCGAAUGCUCGUGUUUCACCUGCAAGUGAUGUUGUUUUUCAGGGUACAAAGUUGGUUAUUACCGAAAAAGAGUUGAAAGAUUGGCGUUUGAAUUCUAUCAAGAACAACAACAGUAAUGUCGAAUCUGUUUCAAAUGCACCCAAUUCGACUAGUAAAACAAGCACGACGAACAUCACGAACCCGUCAAACGAGCUAAAGAAAAAGGUAAUGUCAAGUAGGUGGACAAAAGUCUGUAAUAUAUGGAGUCACAAGCUAAAACUUGACGACAAAAAUGGUGACAAAAAGAGUUCAGAACAUAUGACAGAAAGCAGAGUUGAGAUGGGGAAUUCAAGUGCAAAACUUGUUAGAAACCCGAGUACUGUAAAUUCAAGAACAAGAAGGGAUGAAUUUGUGUUGGAUAGAAACAGGAGCACAAGGUAUUCAACUAGUGAUAUUGACAGUGGUUUGCUGAGGCUGUAUUUGACACCAUUUCGGAACUCUAGAAGGAGUAAGUUUGUAAAAAGCAGGGCUCCUCCAUCAAUGGUCACCAAUGGUUUGCAGCUGCAGUAAGAUUUUCCUUUUAGGCACUCUUAUAAGCCUCCCAUAAGUGCAUAAAUAUGUAGAUCCUGUUACUUUGUUUCUGUUCUUGUUAUGUGCACAAAAGGAUAGCAUAAUGUUACUUGUAUCGCACUUGGUGUUCUCAGAAUAAUAGUUCUUGUUACAUGUUACUAGUUACUAUCCGUUGUUUUGUGA